AACUUGUGGUUAUUACUUAUUACAUUAGUAAUACAAAUAUUUCAUAAAUCAUAAGAAUCCAAUGACAAUAGUGUGGCAAGCACACUAGUGCACUACACAAGCCAAACAAAACCAACGGCUAUAAUUCAUUCAACCUUCAUUCAUAAGAUAAGAAAAUCAAGAUAACAAACUCAACAUAAACCCACCACGUGGCAGAUAAGGCAUCAUGAAAUUCCUCCAUUUAUAUCAUCAUCACCACCCUUCUUCCUUCUCCAUUUCUCUCCCAAACCCAAACCCAAACCCAAACCCAUCAACCCUAAAAACUUACUAAAAAUAGUAAUAAUGGCGGCGGCAGCAGCAACAGCAACAAUGAUGGCAGCAAGUUUGGUACCAAAACCCCAAACACCACCCAUGAUGGCUGCAUUCCCAACCAACAUGGGACGGGCUUUAUUCGGGCUUAAGUCAAAAGCCCGUGGUGGAAGGGCAAUGGCCUAUAAGGUUACCCUUAUUACACCUGAGGGUACCCAAGAAAUUGACUGUCCAGAUGACAUGUACAUACUUGAUGCUGCAGAGGAAGCAGGGAUUGAUUUGCCCUACUCUUGUAGGGCUGGCUCGUGCAGCUCAUGUGCCGGAAAAGUCAAAGCUGGUAGUGUUGACCAGUCUGACCAAAGUUUUUUGGAAGAUGACCAGAUUGAUGCUGGAUGGGUUUUGACUUGUGCUGCUUAUCCUACCAGUGACUGUACCAUUGAGACUCACAAGGAAGAAGAGCUUACUGCUUAAUUUUCCUUUUUUUAUUUUAAAUUAAUACGCCUCUUAUUCUUCCAACUCAUUGCAUUUACUUUUUUUGUUAUUAUUUACUUAUAACUCUUAAUUUGUACAAGUGAAAUCUUGUUUCAUUCUUCUCUGCGAAAGAUUAUUAAUAUUAGUUUUUAUAACUUUUAAUUUUUCACAA
This is a messenger RNA of Amaranthus tricolor (Joseph's coat), 931 nucleotides long. Its product is annotated as ferredoxin-1-like. The coding region runs from base 322 to 759 and encodes 145 amino acids. The transcript has a single exon. Gene Ontology annotation, molecular function: 2 iron, 2 sulfur cluster binding; electron transfer activity. Gene Ontology annotation, cellular component: chloroplast. Gene Ontology annotation, biological process: electron transport chain. The record is from RefSeq and is a predicted model, not a curated record. Lineage: Eukaryota; Viridiplantae; Streptophyta; Magnoliopsida; Caryophyllales; Amaranthaceae.